Messenger RNA from Monascus purpureus, 2098 nucleotides. NCBI's taxonomy places the organism in Eukaryota, Fungi, Ascomycota, Eurotiomycetes, Eurotiales, Aspergillaceae. The record is from the annotation of a GenBank genome assembly.
CAUACUUGUUUCACUGCCCAAGUCAUUCAUUCAUGGGAUGUGGAAUAAUGUCAGUGAGCAAAAGGAGCUUAGAAGACAUCCCCUGCGAGUUGGUUAGAGUGUCUAAGAGCGUCCACUCGUUUGUCUCCCCGUUUGACUGGAUUAUCGAUUCCCAUUCUCGCUUGUUUUCCUAUUUUCUCCUCGUAGAAACGUCCAGUUUUUCUCCUUCAUCCUUCCCCUUCUGUUCAAUCUACUCCAAUCUCAUCUAUCCAUUUUCAUUCUCUGCUUUGUCUCCCGCUCGACUAAACGAAUGGACAGGAAAAAGCUCUUGGAGUUGCUCUUUGAGCAUGACGAGUCCCUUCUGCAGACGGACACGCAUCUAAACAAGAGCUGUCUUAUCGAACCCUCCGUCCCAGAAGCAGUAGAUCCACGUGUUCCAAAUACCCAGGGAGAGGAAAAGGCUAUAUCUAGUGAACAGAUAGUGGAGGAUGUCUCUUUGUCUGAUCUCCUGUCCAACGGGAAGGAUGAAGUCGACAAAGGACUCCACGACGAUCCUUCAGAUGGCAAGGCUACUGGAGAAACCUUCGUUGAUCAGUCUCCAGUGGACUGGAAACCAACUGUCCAGGUAGAGAGUGAGCUGGUUAGCUUUGUCUCCCACAACAGCCUCAACGCAAUCGAGACACGCCAUGCAUCUCCUGGACAGCCCUUCUGUCCCCUCAUGGCCGUGGCACGGUUUCCAUACAAAUAUAUCCAAGGUGGGCUGUCUCAAACCGUCGCUAGUCGGUUUUUCGACAGGGGAAAAAUUUGGGAGAGAAGCUGGGAUCUGUAUUACAUCCAUGUGCCUUCUCACAUGGGCUCUCGUCCGCUUCUCCUGUUGUCUACGGCUCAGGUCGAAAAGCUCAUCCAGGAAAUCAACGAUACAUUGGACUGCACCUUGUCCCUUCCGACUGAGAGCCAUCUUGGGUUUGUGCUCACAUUCGACGAGCGUGCUCCCCAGCCUAGAUUUAAAGGCCAGUUCAGUAGUCGAAAUAUGAAAGAGUAUCUGGAAUCGACUAUUCCUCUGGACGACUAUGUUGACUACGACCCGAUGGACCCGUUGUUUGUGGAGUUCGAAAAAAAGAUUGAAGCAGGAUUGGCUGCCUCCAAAAACAAGAAAAAAGCAUUCAAAGCCAAGAAGCAGCAGACUAGAAUCCAGAAUCAGUGUGAUCUGGUUCGUUGUCUGAGAAGAACUCAGUGCUACUUCGGUUUGCGUUCGCGCUCCACUUGUCAUGAGGUCUGUUCUGAGGUCAAUGGGGAAGCGCCUUGGACGGAGAGGCAGAUUGAAGAACAGGAUUACGGAGUCGCAGUUGAUCCUGUUCUUCCACCUCUCGAAUCGAAUGAACCUGCGCCGUAUUCUUUUUGGAAUGAGCCCGUGUUCGUCAGCGUAGACGUUGAAUCUAAUGAACGUUGCCAUUCGCAAGUCACCGAGGUUGGGAUCUCCACACUUGACACUCUCGACCUUAUUGGUAUCCCUCCUGGUGAUGGUGGGGGGAACUGGACAUCUCGAAUUCAAUCACGGCACUUGCGUGUUCGGGAAUACGCUCACGUCGUCAAUAAGGAUUUUGUCUCCGGAUGUCCAGACAAGUUCGAGUUCGGAAAAAGUGAAUGGAUAUCAAUGGAAAACAUGGUCACCACCGUGGACGGAUUCUUUCAAUCACCUUAUUCACACCAGGUUAACGAUCCAACGGCAUCGAACGGGCAGCAUAAUCCCGUGAACACGACUGACGAAAUCCCGCCUCAUAAGAAACUAUCCCGCAAUAUAGUGUUUGUGGGCCACAAUAAUAGAGCUGACAUGGCCUAUCUUCGAGAUCUUGGGGUUGCUGCGUUUGACAAGGCAAGUAAUGGACCAUUCCUGGAUGCACUGGACACAGCCGAGCUUUUCCGUACUCUCCAAGGCGAGGAUAAUCCGCGCUCACUGGGUGGUAUACUUGGGGAAUUUGGAAUUACGGGCUGGCACCUGCAUAACGCUGGAAAUGACGCGCGAUACACGAUGGAAGCGUUGGUUCAGAUUGCGUUGCACUCUCUUGCGGGAAGCCAUCGAGUCAAGGGAGCAGAGGAGAACGGUAAGUGUGCCGACUGA